AUGAAGCCAGAAAUCUUUAAAAAAUUUAUCUCCGGGUCGAAAAAAUUUGCUAUUCAAGUGCAUAUGCGGCCCUUCAAAGGUAAAAUAGUUCUCAAUGCGGCCCUCACAGCAAAAAAAUCUGCGGCCAAUCAGCAUCAAAACACGAUCCUAUUGGUCGGAUACGACAACCAAUCAGUGAGCUUGGAGCAUCCGGAUUGCACUAAAAUGUCCGGAUGGUUGGACGAGAGAGGAACUGCGGUCAACUCAACAUUACCCGCUUCUCCCAGUUCACCCGUUUCCAAAUACGUCUGUAUCGAUAAAAACACAGUUGCCGGCUCUGUCAAACUGAUCUACCAUGCUCCGAACACCUCGCUAGCCUUCUACACGUCGAGAGAGGAGCCAGCUCGCCACAUGAAAGAAUUCAACCUGACAUGCUCAGUGCAUCUCUACCUAGAGCCAAACAUGAAAACCACUCUGAAAAUUUACCAAAGUACUUCCCUAUUAGGAGAAAAAAGUUUCCGAAACAAAAACCCAAAAGAAUUUGCGGAAAUAGUCCUUGGGGUCAAUUUCUUCGCCCACUUCUUCCGGGGAUUUGAUUUCAGGUGCGUGUGGGAGAUUGAGGAUGAGGAAUCUGGAGCCAGCUACUCCGAAACUAAACAUCUGCUUGUCCCAAUACAUAAAUCAAUAGAGAACGUGCGGCCGAACGUAUCAGUAGCGUACGUCGGGAAACCAAUUGAGUGCGUGUACGAUGGCUAUCCCAAACCUCAAGUCAUAUCCUGGCUUCCGGCUGCGAAUUGUUCAAAAAACAUGUCUAAAAUGUAUGACAAUAAUACCGACGCAAACGGUUCGAUAUUGCGAAUUCUCAAAGUCGGUAGUUACGGUUACACAUGUGAAACCGUCAGUUAUUCGAACGGUAAAGAGUACAUAUUCGCAAAGAUCGAUACAUCAGUUAAGUUGGAACACGUGAACUGUCCUCCUUAUUCUAGCUGGGUCACUGAGGAAAAACUCGUCAGCACACCCCUCUUCCUGAAUUCCGGAUUUCUAGCCGUCCUGUAUGGUUGUGUUGUUAACGAUUACGUUGAAGGGGUCGUUCGGCUUGUUAUUUGGGAAAAUUUGAUGAAAUUUAUAUCAAGAGAAUAUUGGAGUAGCGAGGAUGGCUCGAUGUUAUCUUUAAGUUGUAACGCCUGUCUUUGGUUCCACAGCAAUGACGUCAACAUCUCGAUGUACAUAAAGGAUAAUUAUGGAACCAUUUUAAGCAUGGAAUCAUUCACAUCAAGCCGAUUUGAAAGCGUUUUUACGAACGCGUCUGCUGUUAUUGAAAUUCAAGAAAACCAUUUAUACAGUUUCGCGUGCAUCUUAAGUUUCACUGAGUCGAUCGGUCAAAGAGCUCUCAAUAAGAAACCAAAAUCGACACAAACUCCACCAAUUAGGAAGACGACUGUAGAGGUUGGGGACGUAGUGACGUGCAUAAUGGAGCUUAAUCGCACCCUAGAUGGCUGUUUCUGGCUGGCCGACAAGCCAGACAAUCCCGGAUUUGUGAUUUUAAGUGGGGGACAAAAUGUAACAUUCCUAGUGCAUGGAUACUAUAAGAUAAUGUGUGCCUGUUACUUUACUCACAAUGGAAAACAGUUUAGAGCGGUCGUUUUAACUGAAUUCAAAGUCUACAAGCACACAUGUUUCCGGGGCUCCAGCUUACUACUGUAUCAACUUAUUAUCAAAUAUUAUAUUUUCAACUUGUAA
Molecule: messenger RNA, 1719 nt
Organism: Helobdella robusta
Lineage: Eukaryota; Metazoa; Annelida; Clitellata; Rhynchobdellida; Glossiphoniidae
Exons: 9
Coding region: 1-1719 (572 amino acids)
Source: RefSeq, a predicted model, not a curated record